GGUCCAAUAGUCUCUUUAGAUAUUUCAACAUUAAUUUGGUCAACUCCUACGAUUUCAAAUAAUGAUCUUUUGCCGGGAUUGUUUUGGCAUACUUCUACAUUAUUUGAUAAAUAUAUUUUGGUUGCAUUUG
Messenger RNA from Racocetra persica, 130 nucleotides. The record is from the annotation of a GenBank genome assembly. Lineage: Eukaryota; Fungi; Glomeromycota; Glomeromycetes; Diversisporales; Gigasporaceae.